Molecule: messenger RNA, 1604 nt
Organism: Phalaenopsis equestris
Lineage: Eukaryota; Viridiplantae; Streptophyta; Magnoliopsida; Asparagales; Orchidaceae
Product: casein kinase II subunit alpha-like
Exons: 10
Coding region: 86-1276 (396 amino acids)
Biological process (GO): protein phosphorylation
Cellular component (GO): cytosol; protein kinase CK2 complex; nucleus
Molecular function (GO): ATP binding; protein serine/threonine kinase activity
Source: RefSeq, a predicted model, not a curated record
CUCCGCUUUGUGUACGAUAUCGAAAUAGAGCGAUGGCGUCGCCGCCGUCUUGAUCUCUCCAAGCCUAUCCCUCUAUAAAUGUUUCAUGGCCUUGAGCCAUCUACGCUCUCUGAAUCGCUGCCUCGCACUACUUCCCAGCCCAUCCCCAACCCCAGCCCUUGCCCUAGGUUUCUCCGCCCUUCAUCGGAUCUCCGGCGAGAAGCCCCGUAGACCCUCCGCCACCACAGCUGAAACACUGGCGCACAGGAUCGGGAAGGCCAUUCGGCGCCCAGGCGCCCCCUCCAAAGCUAGGGUUUAUGCUGACGUCAACGUCACCCGUCCCAAGGAGUACUGGGAUUACGAAUCUGUCGCCGUUCAAUGGGGGGAUCAGGAAGAGUACGAAGUUGUUCGGAAGGUGGGGAGAGGGAAAUACAGCGAGGUUUUUGAGGGGGUGCACUGCACGGAUAGCCAAUCCUGCAUAAUUAAGAUACUGAAACCCGUGAAGAAGAAGAAGAUAAAGCGUGAGAUAAAGAUACUGCAAAACCUAUGUGGUGGACCAAAUAUUAUUAAGUUGCUGGACAUUGUUAGAGACCAACAAUCCAAGACACCUAGUCUCAUAUUCGAGUAUGUCAACAAUAAUGAUUUCAGAGCGCUCUAUCCAACUUUAACGGACUACGAUACACGAUACUACAUAUAUGAACUUUUGAAGGCCCUUGAACAUUGUCACUCUCAAGGCAUCAUGCACCGAGAUGUCAAGCCUCAUAAUGUCAUGAUUGAUCAUGAACAGCGGAAACUUCGUCUUAUUGAUUGGGGUUUAGCAGAGUUCUAUCAUCCUGGAAAAGAAUACAAUGUCAGAGUUGCUUCGAGGUACUUCAAGGGUCCAGAACUGCUUGUGGAUCUGCAGGACUAUGAUUAUUCGUUGGAUAUGUGGAGCCUUGGAUGUAUGUUUGCUGGGAUGAUAUUUCGGAAGGAACCGUUCUUCUAUGGACAUGAUAAUUAUGAUCAAUUGGUAAAAAUUGUAAAGGUGCUUGGAACUGAAGAAUUGAAUUCAUAUCUUAACAAAUAUCGCCUGGAGCUUGACCCGCAACUUACAGCACUUGUUGGAAGACAUGGCAGAAAACCAUGGACAAGGUUUAUUAAUGAUGACAAUCAGAAUGUUGCCGUCCCUGAGGCCGUUGACUUCCUGGACAAAUUGCUCCGCUAUGAUCACCAGGAGAGACUAACUGCUAAAGAAGCAAUGGCUCAUCCUUAUUUUAAUCCAGUGAAGAGCGCUGAAAGUAGCAGGACGAAAGCAUAAGUUGCUCAGAUCCUGUUAUUGUUGAUUGAGUGCAUUGUUGCAUGGCGUUGUCUUGGAUUCUUUGAUGGUUCAGUCUCCCUAUCCGCUUCCUAAUUGGAACAGAUGUUAGUGAGUCAUAUUCAUUAUUUGUAUCUUUGUUGAAUUUGAAGGAUAGCGGGUUAAUACUAAUAUCGGGCAACUGGGAUGGGAUAUGAUUGUGAUAUAUAGUCUUGAGUUCUAUUUUAUAAAAAAUUUAUAGUAUCUUUAGCUUGUAUUUUCUUUUCAUGCAAAUUUCAGAAAGGUGUGUGUUUGUAUGGUGACACUUCUAGGCUUUUAAUUUUCACUUUUA